Molecule: messenger RNA, 5746 nt
Organism: Diorhabda sublineata
Lineage: Eukaryota; Metazoa; Arthropoda; Insecta; Coleoptera; Chrysomelidae
Gene: org-1
Product: T-box transcription factor TBX1
Exons: 9
Coding region: 277-1590 (437 amino acids)
Biological process (GO): regulation of transcription by RNA polymerase II; positive regulation of DNA-templated transcription; cell fate specification
Cellular component (GO): nucleus
Molecular function (GO): RNA polymerase II cis-regulatory region sequence-specific DNA binding; DNA-binding transcription factor activity, RNA polymerase II-specific
Source: RefSeq, a predicted model, not a curated record
AGUCUAUCAACGAUCUUCAUUAGAUAUUAGUUGGCCGUGAAAAGCGUGAUUUUGUUUUCGGUGCAUGUUAAAUGAUAUAAAAAUUGGGAAAUAGGACGCUGAAAGGUCCUUGUCAACGUAGAUAUUAGUUUUUUUUCGGAACUAUUUAUUAAACUAUUAUUUAUUUGUGCGCGUGGACUUCGUUACUCACGUAAUUUAUUUGUUUUUGUUUAAUUUUUGUUGUUAUUGAACUUUAAAGAAACAAAAGAGAGCCUGUGUUUAUUGAUAAUUCAGAAUAUGGAUUCGGCGGUGCCAUAUCAGUCUCAUUUUGGUUAUUCGUCAACCGAUAUGAGCUGGUCAUAUAAUUCAAACGUCACGCCAAUGAAACAAAUUGAAGCUUGUUUGCAGAGUGCUGGAAAAGACAGAAAAGCUUAUUCUCCGUUGGAUCAAGCAGAUGCUCUUUCACUAGACGACAAUGAUACCAACAGAAUAGAUAAUAACAAUAGAAUUAGUACCCAUAACAAAAAUCAUACAAACUUGAAUUCAACAAGUCCUGCAUUAGUCAACGCUGGUGCCAUUUUGGAAAUGAAACACCUUUGGGACGAAUUCCACAGUCUAGGAACUGAAAUGAUUGUAACAAAAGCUGGUAGAAGAAUGUUUCCUACAUUCCAAGUCAAACUGUGUGGACUUGACUUACAUUCAGAGUAUAUGUUGAUGAUGGAUUUUGUUCCUGUAGACGAUAAGAGAUACAGAUACGCUUUCCACAGCUCAAGUUGGGUGAUUGCAGGUAAAGCUGAUCCUGUUUCACCUCCUCGGAUACACGUUCACCCUGACAGUCCCGCUACUGGUGCGCAAUGGAUGAAACAAACCGUGUCAUUUGAUAAACUCAAAUUAACAAAUAAUCAACUGGACGAUAACGGGCAUAUCAUUUUGAAUUCGAUGCAUAGGUACCAACCAAGGUUUCAUAUAGUCUACUUACCUCCAAAGAAUGCCUCUUCUGAUGAAAGCUGUACUGAAAAUUUCAAGACUUUUGUUUUCCCUGAAACAUCUUUUACGGCUGUAACUGCUUAUCAAAAUCAUAGGAUAACCCAAUUAAAAAUAGCUAGCAAUCCAUUUGCAAAGGGUUUUCGUGAUUGUGAUCCAGACGACAGUUCGGAAGUAGUCACUCAACCUGCCCAGUCACCUAGAAAUAGGGCAACUUCCAGAUCUACUCCCAAUCACCUAACAAAUAAAGAUGAUGAUACUCAAGACCAAAUCCUUCAACCAUCAGACAACAGUCGCCAAUCCCAUCCUUCGAUGAUUUUCCAAAAUCGAUAUCAAAGUACCACCCAGUCAUCUGUUCAACCAUUGAUACAAUCAAAUUUAUUAACGAGCGGACUUGGUACAAUAGGACAACCUUACUCUACUGAUAUCUGUAAUUAUGGACCAAUGUACCAUUCUCAUAAUAUGUUACAUAACUAUAAUCCUGUAUAUAGUAACGAAAACGCCAUGAGGACGCCGAAAUUUGGUAGAACGAUUUAUGGUAAUUUUCCAAGUACUAGUUUCUACGGUAACGGAUCUUUUAGAACCACGGGGCUGCAUCAAAACGGGUACGAUUUUACACCGAGAUGAUUUAGUUAUUAUUUUAGUCAUAAAUUCGAAAUAUCAUUGAUUGUUAGGCAGAAAAAAAUCUUUCGAAUACUAUUUAUAGACAAUAUAAACAGUAUAGAAAAACCAAAUAAAAUAAAUUCAUUAUUUGAGUAACUAGACAUAUGAAAUAUACCGUAGCACACAAAUUCAAACUUGACUUGUUAUGAUAGUGGCCAAGAAACAUGCUAAAAAUGUUGAGGCCAGUAAAAUAUUCGUUAAAGAUCGUAACAAUAAUAAAAAAUGUAUCCCAUAAUUCACAGUCAAACACACACACACACACACACUUUUCCUUAAAAAUUAUUAUUAUUUAUUGAAGUGGUGGAGGUAAAACAGAAGUUGCUUUCAACGAAAUACAAUAUGUUGGAAAUGAUAAAUCAGUUUUGUUUGAAAAUAUAGGCUCCCUCACACGCGAAAGCCAUAAAUUCCAUCAUUUUGUUUUCUGAGAACCCAAAAAUCUCCGAAAUUAUAAAAAUCGCUUCCAAAUUUUUCACAAAGCAACAUUAUCAUUUUCAGAAUACUCUACAUUAACACUAAUACAUUGAUUUCACCGGUGCUUCAACAGUUUGUUGUACUCAUCUGUAUAAAUUGCGGACAGCUUCUUCCUCGUUUUUCCUUGACCUAAUCAAUGUUGCAGAAUCGGUGUACUUUCAGUAACAACGUAACAAUGUUAUUGUCAUGGGAGAAGAUCCAGUCUUCUGUCUGUCAGAAGUCGGGACUUUUUGAUUAAUACUAUUGUAUUGUACAUUUUGAUACAUCUACUGUCUAACUCUGCUCUUGACCCGUCGGCAUUUCUUUUAGUCUAUAUAAAAUUAUCUUAAUGGUGAAAAUCACUUGCUGUAGUACUUCAUGAGAAAUCUCUAUAAUUUAUGGUUUUACAAGAAAAGUUACAGAAGGCAUAACGGCACAUAUAUCAUUAAUUAGUCUUUGAAAUUUAUAUCAAUUGUUUCACUUCACAAAACAAGAAAAGAACUUAAUUUUUUCCACUAUCACUUAUAUGUUAAAAUGCUAUUUUUGAUCAUUGAAAAGAUCGCUAGUCACAAAGUGAUCAAUUUAGGGUUUUAAAUUAUUAAUUAUAAUUUAUUUGAAUAAUUAUUUUUGUAUAAAUUACCAACAUUCACAAUAGAAUAGUUGAUCAUUUUCCACUCAAUAGUGAAAGACUUCGAAAUAUCUUAACUUCCAUUUUAACUUACAACUUUUUUUUGAUUUAAACGUUUUAACCCAUUGGUUCUCAAACGUUUCAUAGACCACUUUCAAAACUUUGCGGGAUCCAGUACCCCCUUGCAGCUACAUUACUACCAAUUUUCAAAUCUCGAAAAAAUGUGGAUAUUAAAUCUAUGUACGGAAACUUGCGUUGUGGCUGAGUUUCAACGACAAAUUAACAGUUUUCGAGAAAAAAUGUUAAAAUUUGGUAAUAAAAUCAAUUAAGAAAAUUAAGUUAAAUUUUAUUCGGUGGUGCUAUGAGUGGAUAACAAAAAAGCAAAGUUGGUCAAUCAAAAAACUGACUUUAUCCAAUUUUACAUUUUUUCAAUCUACAGUGACUCACAGCAGAAGAACCAAUCAAUUCUCGCAAAUUUUAGUUAGAAAACUUUCCAUUGGAGUGGUAAAAAGAAAUAUAGUAUAUUUUCUUAUGUGGUAGAUAUUUAUUCAAAUAUAUAAAUUAUUACAGUAUUAAUUAUUAUUGUAGUAACAGUCGUAAUAUAAUCGAAAUUGAACACUUAUAACAUAAUAUAAAUUCCACAAUGUUAAUUUUAACAUACUGUACUGAUUGACAGCAAAUUGUCAAUAUUUGUCUUGAGCAAUCUGCUUCUUUUUGUGUUUAUAAAUUUGUAACGGCACUGAAAAUUUUCUCGACAAGAUAUGACGAGUGAAACGUGAUCAGAGCUUUUGCACAAUCAUCAACAGUCCAAGAUAUUUUUCGGGUAUUUCUACCUGCAGCCAAAAUUUUUGAUACCUUCUUUUAAAUGUCACUUUCAGCUCUACAUUAGCGAUAAGCUCGAGUAGCUCUUCUGGUAAUAUCACAUUCUCUACUUCCAUUUUAUCGUAUAAAUUUAUGAUGGUGGUAUUUCCAUCGACAGAAUAUCUUUGAUCUGAUUUUAGAAUGAUGCAGACCAAUAUAAGUCAAAAAGUAGAUAAAAUCUAGAUGAAUAUGCACCUUUCGAAAACCAGAGUGCUUCGGUAUGUAACAGCAAUCGUUGGAAGUCAUUUUCAUCACAAAAUGAUUGCUUUGCAAUGCUUCUUAUUUUGUUAACUGCAUUACUCACAAUUUGAAGCGAUUGGUGCAAUCUAUCACUAAAAUUUUUCGCUACUAGAAGUUGUUGGUGGAUAACAUAGUAAAUUGCAAUUACCUCUGGUAUAAUUAUCCUAAGAUGUCUUAUCAUUCCCGAUAUCGCCCGACCAUAGCAGGAGCUCCAUCUGUUGCUACCGAAAUAACGUUUGAGAAUGGAAUAUGCAAGUUUUUACAAGUAACAGUCGCUGAGCUUCUCAAAAUAUUAUCUGCCUAUAUUGAUAGAUAUUGAUAGAAGUCAAGCCAACAUUUUACUUUUUUUUUUACUAUUGAAACCAAAUUAAUUUUCAUGGAACCCGCUUACGAUUUUGGAGUCUCAUUUUUUGUCACGCACGUAGACCCCCGUCGAGUCUCUCGUGGACCCCUGGUGGUAUACCUGUACCAAUCUGGGAAACACGGGUUUAAUCGUUUACUUAAAACAUCGCUUAAUAUAAAAUAAAUAUUGUGAUUGAUGGAAAUAUCUGAAACUAGUAUUGUUCAAGAGUCUCAACAUAAAUAUAGAAAAUGAUAAACAGGAAUAUUGAGAAUCUAUGAAACGUGAUUUAUUCCAUCUAGGAGAUAUGACGGUUUAUUUAGAUUUUACUUGUUGAAUAUUAAGAAGGUUGUUUUUUCCUGUAGGCCGUGAAUAAAAGAUGUAACGAGAUUAUUUCGUUUUACUUACUACAGUAACUAUGAAAUAUUUUCAUAACCUCUGCAUAAUCUGCCACCAGUGAACUAAGAUAAAUCUUUACAGCUUGUGGUCAAUCUCAUCUUUAUUUCUUGAAAAAGGUGAUGGUCAGUGUGUGUUAGAUUAGGAUCAGGUGAGUGGUCAUGUGAACUUUUAGAAAAGCUCUUUCAUAUUGUAAUGAGAACCAUGUCGCCAGAUGAAAGCAUACCUCUUCGUUUCGGACGUUAGGUCUCACAGUAGACUUCAUUUGUUUUAUUUUUGUUUUGUUGAUAGAGAGACCCGAGUCUCAUCUUCAGAAACCAUAAUCUUCAAUGAACUAUUUCUAUCGUUAUCAUAUCGUAUGAUAAACACAGUUCACUUUAGUUUGUGGCUCUCAUUCAACAUUUUUGAUCCAAUGGACAUACGGUUAAAAAUUUUCGGUAUCAUAGUUCUGUGGUCACAUUUAAACAGGAAAAUUAGUGGAAUUUAUAGAAAUUCUAAUGACAAUUCUCUAAUCGCAAAUCUUUGGGACUCUUUGGUCACUUGGUUAACAUAAUCAACCAAACUUGUAGUAGUGACAGUGCCCUUGUCAGCAGCAUUGUAUCGUCUAACUUGAAGAUAAUACAAUUCGCAAUUCACUAUCUUCGAUCGUCCGUAUGUCGGUGAGGAUUGACCAUCACUACGUAAAUUACUUUUAAGAAGAACCGUAGCUUGAAGAAAAACAUAACUCUAGUACUAUAGAAACAAAAAAGUAUGCACAAAAAUUUAUGAAUGUAUAUUUAAUUACAAUUUUUUAACUAUUAGAUAUUAAACAGCUACACGGCAAUCUAAAAUUUGAGUUAUUGAUAGUUUGAUUUGUGUGUUUUUUGUUGACAAUCCUCUUUUAUGGUCAAAGAACCGCAUUUUUCAGUUUUAAUAAAUGAAAAUAAAAAAUGUACCAAUUGUUCAUGUAGAACUAGUCCGUUAUACACGGAAAAAUGUAUUUAUUGCAAUAAUAUAGAUUAUUUUUACGUGUAAUGAUAAACUAUCAAAAUUGUACUGGAACUCUGUGUUAAUUUUUAGUGAUUAGAAUUUAGAGUAAGACACAAAUUAUUUUAAUACUGUAAAGCGUACCAAAUUUUAAUGCCAAAUAUUUUAAAGUGUACUUAUUAAAGAAGAUAUUUAUUUACACCAUAAAUUAUGUAAUAAAGUUGUAUAUUUUCUUCAAA